AUGGGGCCACAAGCCAAAAAACGCAAGUUGACCCCCAAGGUCGAAGAGAUCAAUUUCGACCCUGCCGAUCGGCAGGAAUUCCUCACAGGAUUUCGAAAGAGAAAACAGCAGCGGAUACGGCAUGCACAGGAACUUGCAGCAAAGAGAGCCCGAGAGGAGAAAAGGCUAGAACGGAAGAAGAUCCGUGAAGAGAGAGCCACAGAAUAUGAGCGGGCACUUGAAGAGCAUCGGAGGCAGCUCGAAAUGCUGAGGAAACAAAAUGGCGACAGUGACGAAGAAACAAAUUCCAGCAAUGGGGAUGUAGACGAGCAGGAUGAAUGGGAAGGAUUCGCUGAGCCUCCUGCAGUUGACUACGAAGCCGAAUAUAUCGAUGAAGACAAAUAUACCACCGUUACUGUCGAAGAGAUGGAUGCCUCCAGAGAAGGCUUACUCAGGGCGGAGGAGGGCGACAAGGCAGACGAGGAUGAGGACGAGCAAACGAAACGAAGGUCGGAAGCCGAUGUCAAAUCCACAACCACAAAAUCAGCCGAGAAGAAAACGAAGGAGAACAACAAGCCGAAAAAGAAGAAAAAGAAGUUCCGAUACGAAAGUAAGGAGGAGCGCAAAGUUACUCUUAUGAAGCAGCGGCAAGCCAAAUCGAGAAAGGCCAAGGCUCGACGAGAACGAGAAUAG
Aspergillus lentulus is the source of this 672-nucleotide messenger RNA. RefSeq names its product rRNA-processing protein RRP17. The record is from RefSeq and is a predicted model, not a curated record. Gene Ontology annotation, cellular component: nucleolus. Gene Ontology annotation, molecular function: rRNA binding. Lineage: Eukaryota; Fungi; Ascomycota; Eurotiomycetes; Eurotiales; Aspergillaceae.